Messenger RNA from Drepanopeziza brunnea f. sp. 'multigermtubi' MB_m1, 1641 nucleotides. The record is from RefSeq and is a predicted model, not a curated record. NCBI's taxonomy places the organism in Eukaryota, Fungi, Ascomycota, Leotiomycetes, Helotiales, Drepanopezizaceae.
AUGGCGGAAUUCUUAGGAUAUGUCGGAACUCUCCACGAAAUCAACUCCGAGAACUCCACCGUCGCACUUGAAAACGUCUCCUCAUUUGGCACCGAGAAUCGCAAGGAGAACCCUGACGACUACAUCCCACCGUCCGACAGCGUCUACGAAUACAUUGUGUUCCGCGGCAGUGAUGUGAAGGAUUUGAGGAUCGAGCAGACCCCCGCCGUGAAGGAGAACAAGCCCCCGCAGGUCCCCAAUGACCCUGCCAUUCUUGGUAGCGGAUCUCGCCCAACUCGUCAAUCGCAGUCCAAGCCUCUCCAGACUCAACGCCAGGCAUCUCAAGGUCCCCCGCAACAAAGCCAAGGUCAAGCUCCACAGCCAAAUCAAGGCCCUCCUCCUCCUCCCUUCGGUCAGCAACCACAUUACCCGCCAUUCUACCCUCCACCACCUGCUGGAUGGGGUCGCGGUGGUCCACCUCCGCCUGUCCCUGGUGGCUUCCCCCCAAUGCCAUACGGUGCACCUCCUGGAUGGUACCCCGGACCUCAAGGCUUCCCUCCUGGGCCUUUCCCCCUUUACGGUUACCCACCAGUAUCUCCCGGUCAGUUCCAACAGCCUCCUCAAAAUCAACCCCCAAAGCCGGCUCCAAUCGGUCCCAGCGCAAACAAGCAACCUUCGCCUCCUGCCCAGACCCCAACCGAGAACCCUGUUGAUCCCAAAGACUUGGCAAAACCCGUUCCCGAAGUCGCUGCUCCGGCAGUCAAGGCUCCAUCCCCGCCAACGGCCACGAAACCAUCUCCCCGCGAAGUCCAGGCUGCUAUCGAACAGCCGUCUACCGCUGAAGCUGCUGAGGUGACCGAGGCUAAAGGUGCUCUUGGCUCAAAAACCAACAACCGUGUCACCCCCGCCAUUCCAUUGCAGAGCCCGGCGUUCCAAAAGGCGCCCUUGCAACGACCAGCUAGCAAUGUUCCGCGUAAGUUUAGUGAUGCGGAAGCUAACUUGCGUGAUGCUACUCAAGCUGCGACCGCUGCUGUAGCUGCCGCCAUGGCAAAACUCCCUACUGGUGGCCAAAUGAACGGCAACGGUGUUGACAACUUGACAAAGAAAGUCAACGAGAUGAGAGUGAACGAUGCCAUUCGCGCACCAAGACUUCCGGGAGCUGGUGGUACUGGCUUCGCUGCGAACAGAGGGGUCCGAGGUGGACGAGGUGGGGCUAGAAACACAGAAAAGAAGGUCGAGGUUCCCGAGUCGGAUUUCGACUUCGAAUCAGCAAAUGCCAAAUUCAACAAGCAAGACUUGAUCAAGGAGGCAAUCGCAGGCUCCCCUGUCUCCUCGCCAACCGAGCCAGAUACCCCCGCUGCACCCGCGGGUGGCUACAACAAGGCUUCGUCCUUCUUUGAUGACAUUUCUUCCGAGAGUAAGGAUCGUAUGGAAGCUAACGGCACAAGACCUGGUGGGCGAGAGUGGCGAGGUGAAGAGCAGAAGAAGAACGUCGAGACUUUUGGUCAGGGUAGCGUUGAUAACGGCUACCGUGGCGGCUUCCGGGGACGGGGACGUGGUCGUGGAGGCUCAAGAGGAGGUCGUGGCUACAGCGGCAACGGUCAGCCAGGACGUGGACGUGGGGGAUAUCGUGGCCGUGGGGAUUCACAGGCAGCCGCGUAA